Dalotia coriaria is the source of this 1067-nucleotide messenger RNA. RefSeq names its product glycosylphosphatidylinositol anchored membrane protein boudin (gene bou). The record is from RefSeq and is a predicted model, not a curated record. Gene Ontology annotation, biological process: regulation of synaptic transmission, cholinergic; positive regulation of voltage-gated potassium channel activity; sleep. NCBI's taxonomy places the organism in Eukaryota, Metazoa, Arthropoda, Insecta, Coleoptera, Staphylinidae. Bases 152 to 718 code for a protein of 188 amino acids. The transcript is spliced from 4 exons.
AGUUCUAUCGUGAUCCGUCGCGCGAGCGAGUUCGAAAUGCGUCUUCUGUUUCGACUCUACAGUUAGCCGUGCGCCGAUCAUCGCAUUAAUCAUCAUUUUGAUUCAUCCACUGACCUGCCCAGCCCGCAGUCGAAUCCAUAUCAGUACAAAAAUGACGAAAUUGGAGAAGUUGAUGGUUUUGUGCGUGGCGAUAGUUGCUUGUGUCACAUCAACGUUGGCCAUUGAAUGUUAUCAAUGCACGGGUACCGAUUCAAGCAAUCCAUUCCAAUGCAACGAGUGGUUAUCCAGCGACACAGAUCUUCAGCCCCAAUCAUGUGACGAUGUCUACGGGGCAAAAUAUUGCGUUAAACAUGUUGGUCGUUUUGAAGCAUCGGCGAUAUUGUGCUAUCAAUGCAUGGCGUCUAAAACACUCGACUGCUCAGACGGUAUGAUUCAGAUGGGCGGACUGGAGCCUCAAAACUGCGAUCACGUCUUCGAGGCGGCUUAUUGUGUUAAAUCUACGGGCAUGGAGGGUGGAAUUGGAGCAAAACGAUUCUGUUCCUCCCUGGACCUGGGGAAUUACUGCAAUUACGUACGUCAACCUGGAGAUAAAUUGAAAGAAUACCGAACGUGUAUACAUACCUGCACUGGCGACGGUUGCAACCCUGCUACUGCCAUUAGUCCAAAUCUUCUCCUAACGAUAUGCAUAAUGGCAGCCAUUGGGCGGUUAAUCCACUGAAACGACAGGAAUUUAUCGAUCUGCUGCGUUGUGUCGAAGCUCAAAGUACUUUAAUAUCUUGUAAAUAACAUUUUGUUAAUGUAUCCUGUUUAUAUUUGAUUUUAUACUAUUAUCAAAGAUGAAGGCAAUGAAUAUGUCGCGUCAUAGGCAAUCUAGAAUGCAAUAAUGUUGUCAUAGACUAGUGAGCGACGAGAUACAUACAUAUUCGAUGUUUAGUAACAAGAAAACAAAAAAAAUCUCAACAUUUGUACAAACUUUUAAGAGACGUGUUAAUUAGGUCAACAUUUUAUAGAUCUAUACUGAAUUCUCGUACUACUUUGUUUAUAAAUAAAUAUUUUUCGACUAUGAA